Molecule: messenger RNA, 1394 nt
Organism: Sapajus apella (tufted capuchin)
Lineage: Eukaryota; Metazoa; Chordata; Mammalia; Primates; Cebidae
Gene: GNB1L
Product: G protein subunit beta 1 like
Exons: 7
Coding region: 112-1095 (327 amino acids)
Molecular function (GO): protein binding
Source: RefSeq, a predicted model, not a curated record
CUUGGACUCUCGCCCUCGGAGGGAGGCCCGUCCCCCGGUCUCGGGCUGCGGAUCCCUGGACCUUCUUCGCGGGCGCUUCGCGUAGCGGCGGGUGACGGCAUCCUGCCCAGCAUGGCAGCCCCCUGCCCUCUGCCACCACCAGACCCCCAGUUUGUCCUCCGAGGCACCCAGUCGCCGGUGCACGCGCUGCACUUCUGUGAAGGAGGCCAGGCUCAGGGGCACCCGCUCCUCUUCUCAGGGUCUCAGAGUGGCCUGGUGCACAUCUGGAGCCUGCAGAUGCGGAGAGCACUCGCCACCCUGGAUGGCCACGGGGGCCAGUGUGUGACCUGGCUGCAGACACUGCCCCAGGAGCACCAGCUCCUCAGUCAGGGCCGGGACCUGAAGCUGUGCCUGUGGGACCUGGCGGAGGGCAGGAAUGCUGUCGUGGACUCCGUGUGCUUGGAGAGUGUGGGCUUCUGCCGGAGCAGCAUCCUGGUCCAAGGCCAGCCACGCUGGAUGCUUGCUGUGCCAGGGAAGGGCAGCGACGAGGUCCAGAUUCUGGAGAUGCCAUCCAAGACGUCAGUGUGCACCCUGAAGCCGGAGGCAGAUGCCAAGCUGGGCAUGCCCAUGUGCCUGCGGCUGUGGCAGGCAGACUGCAGCCCCCGCCCACUCCUUCUGGUCGGCUACGAGGAUGGAUCGGUGGCCCUGUGGGAUGUCUCUGAGCAGAAGGUGUGCAGCCGCAUUGCCUGCCACGAGGAGCCCGUCAUGGACCUUGACUUUGACUCCCAGAAGGCCAAGGGCAUCUCAGGCUCUGCUGGGAAGGCGCUGGCUGUCUGGAGCCUGGACGGGCAGCAGGCCCUGCAGGUGUGUGGAACUCACCAACUCACCAAUCCUGGGAUUGCCGAGGUGACGAUCCGGCCGGACCGCAAGAUCCUGGCCACUGCGGGCUGGGACCACCGUAUCCGUGUGUUCCAGUGGAGGAAAAUGCAGCCGCUGGCCGUGCUGGCCUUCCACAGUGCCGCCGUGCAGUGUGUGGCCUUCGCCGCCAAUGGCUUGCUGGCCGCGGGCUCCAAGGAUCAGCGCAUCAGCCUCUGGUCACUCUACCCACAUGCAUGACUCACCUGCUCCCUUUCCAGGAGACACAGAGGGUGGGCUGUGAGGCGGGCAUCAGGCCCCAGCCUCGACCUGAAACCUCAAGGGCCUCUGAGGACCAGCAAGUCAUGGCCCAAGGACCAUGGAGUCCCCACUGUCUUCAUGGAGUUGGCAUUUUUUUGUGUGGAGUGCGUCAUUACAGGACGGUGACUCUGGGGGGCCAGCUAGUGCCCUGGGCAUCUGAGGUCUGCAGGAGACGUUGGCUUGGGCCUGCUGUGUUGACAGCUGAGGGUAUUUUAUAAUAAAUUUCCAUUGCCAAGUUG